Mastomys coucha (southern multimammate mouse) is the source of this 6322-nucleotide messenger RNA. It is a transcript of the gene Ppig, whose product is annotated as peptidylprolyl isomerase G. Lineage: Eukaryota; Metazoa; Chordata; Mammalia; Rodentia; Muridae. Gene Ontology annotation, molecular function: peptidyl-prolyl cis-trans isomerase activity. Gene Ontology annotation, cellular component: nucleus. Bases 398 to 2656 code for a protein of 752 amino acids. The record is from RefSeq and is a predicted model, not a curated record. The transcript is spliced from 14 exons. Gene Ontology annotation, biological process: protein folding; protein peptidyl-prolyl isomerization.
CGCGGCGGGCUUCUAGGCCGAGGUAACCGUCUUUCCGACGAGGUCUCUAGGCUGCUCGGGCUCGGAGGGGGUGUCCCCGGGGAUCGCGGCGCGGCCUGAAACACCGUGGUGGUCGGGCGGCUUGCAGCCGAGCCCCGGGGGCGAAGGAAGCCGCUCUUCCUCUCCAGCCCCCGCCCUCCCCGCUCGGCGCACACCUCCCUGACGCAUUUUGCCGCACAAGCUGUAAUAUGGCGGCAGCGACAGCGGCCUCGGCUCUCGGGAGCUAGGUUCGUUUUGGAUGCUUCCAAACCGUGAGACGGAGCGCUGUUGCGUGGAGCAAAACAAUUGGCUCAGUCAUCCUUGGUGGGUUUUGGUUUUUUACUGUUUCCCCCAACUUAAAGAUUGAAGUGUUGUAACCAUGGGAAUAAAGGUCCAGCGUCCUCGAUGUUUUUUUGACAUUGCCAUUAAUAAUCAACCUGCUGGAAGAGUUGUUUUUGAAUUAUUUUCCGAUGUAUGUCCCAAAACAUGUGAGAACUUUCGUUGUCUUUGUACAGGUGAAAAGGGGACAGGGAAAUCAACUCAGAAGCCAUUACAUUAUAAGAGCUGUCUCUUUCAUAGAGUUGUCAAGGAUUUCAUGGUUCAGGGUGGUGACUUCAGUGAAGGGAAUGGAAGAGGAGGAGAAUCUAUUUAUGGAGGAUUCUUUGAAGAUGAGAGUUUUGCUGUUAAACACAACAAAGAGUUUCUCUUAUCAAUGGCCAACAGAGGGAAGGAUACAAAUGGCUCUCAGUUCUUUAUAACAACGAAACCAACUCCUCAUUUAGAUGGGCAUCAUGUUGUUUUUGGGCAAGUGAUCUCUGGCCAGGAAGUUGUGAGAGAGAUUGAGAACCAGAAAACGGAUGCUGCUAGCAAACCAUUUGCUGAGGUUAGGAUACUCAGUUGCGGAGAGCUGAUUCCGAAAUCUAAGGUUAAGAAAGAAGAAAAGAAAAGGCAUAAGUCCUCCUCUUCAUCAUCAUCCAGUGAUUCAGAUAGCUCAAGUGACUCUCAGUCCUCCUCUGAUUCUUCUGAUUCUGAAAGUGCUUCUGAAGAAAAGUCCAGAAAAAGGAAAAAGAAACAUAGGAAAAAUUCCCGAAAGCAUAAGAAGGAGAAGAAGAAGCGAAAGAAAAGCAAGAAAAGCCCAUCUAGUGAAAGUGAAGCAGAAAAUGUUGAUGCACAGCCCCAGUCUACUGUCCGUCCAGAAGAGAUCCCUCCUAUACCAGAAAAUAGAUUUCUAAUGAGAAAAAGUCCUCCUAAAGCCGAUGACAAGGAAAGGAAAAACAGAGAGAGAGAAAGAGAAAGAGAGUGUAAUCCACCUAACUCCCAGCCUGCUUCAUACCAGCGACGAUUCUUAGUUACUAGGUCUGGCAGGAAAAUCAAAGGAAGAGGACCAAGGCGUUAUCGAACUCCUUCCAGAUCCAGAUCAAGGGAUCGAUUCAGACGAAGUGAGACUCCUCCACAUUGGAGACAAGAGAUGCAGAGAGCUCAGAGAAUGAGAGUGUCAAGUGGUGAAAGAUGGAUCAAAGGGGAUAAGAGUGAGCUAAAUGAAACAAAAGAAAAUCAAAGGAGCCCAGUUAGAGUAAAAGAGAAAAAAAUAACAGAUCACAGACACAUGUCUGAGAGUCCAAACAGAAAAAUAGAAAAGGAAAAGAAAGUUAAAGACCAUAAAUCUGAAAGCAAAGAGAGAGAUAUCAGAAGAAAUUCAGAAAAAGAUGAUAAAUAUAACAAAAACAAAGUGAAGAAAAGGGGCAAAUCCAAGAGUAGGAGCAAGAGCAAGGAGAGAUCCAAGAGUAAGGAGCGAGACUCGAAGCACAGUAGACAUGAAGACAAGAGAGUGAGGUCAAGAAGUAAAGAAAGGGAUCAUGAGACUACUAAAGAAAAAGAAAAACAGUUGGAUUCUAAAGGGAAAGAUCAGGAAAGGAGUAGAAGCAAAGAGAACUCCAAACAGGUAGAAUCAAAAAGUAAUGAACAUGAUCAUAGCAAAAGUAAAGAAAAGGAUAGACGUGCACAGUCCAGGAGUAGAGAACGGGAUCUGACUAAAAGUAAGCACAGUUACAACAGUAGAACAAGGGAGCGGAGCAGAAGUAGGGACAGGAGCAGAAGAGUGCGGUCCAGAAGCCAUGACAGAGAUCGCAGCAGAAGCAAGGAGUACCAUAGGUACAGAGAACAGGAGUAUAGGAGAAGAGGAAGGUCACGAAGCCGGGAUCGAAGAACACCAGGACGGUCGAGAAGUAAAGAGAGGAGGAGAAGGAGGAGGGAUUCCCGGAGCUCAGAGAGAGAAGAAAGUCAAAGUAGAAACAAAGAAAAAUAUAGAAGCCAAGAAAGUAAGAGUUCACACAGAAAAGAAAAUUCUGAGGGUGAAAAAAGAACGUACUCUAAAAGUCGUGAUCAUAAUAGCUCAAAUAAUAACAGGGAAAAAAAGGCUGAUAGAGAUCAAAGUCCAGUGUCAAAAACAAAGCAAAGCAGUCAGGACAAUGAAGUGAAGUCCUCCACGUUAAAAAAUCAAGAGGAUGAGAAGACCAGAUCCCCGGUGGAAAAAGAAAACCAAAAAUCAAAGGGUCAAGAAAAUGACCAUGUACAUGACAAAAAUAAAAAAUGUGAUCAUGAAUCAAGCCCUGGAACAGAUGAAGACAAAAGUGGAUGAGUGAGUUGUGUACACUUAAUUCCUUUCUGUCUCAAAUUUUAAGUUUUCAAGACUUACUGUUGAACCUUCCUUUUUUGUUGUUUUCAUUGUUUUGGAGUUGUUUUAUGUUUGUGCCCCCCCCCCCUUUUUUUAAAUGUGGACUUCAUUGAGUUGAUCUUUUGAUAAUCUGCUACCUGGAUAAUUUGUACUGCUAAAGUUUUAAUAAACUUGAAAUGAAAAGAAAUACAACAUUUUGGUGUAAUACUGUGUGCUAUGUUAAACUCUUAUGUAUUUCAUUUUUGUGUUGCAACAGUCAAUAGCAGCCUACUUUGCUUAAUCAGCCAUUUGGAAACAAGCUUAACUGUUGGUUGCAGUACAUUGUUAUACAGGUUUGUAUUUCUUUUGAUACAAAUCCCUUUAGAAACCACUUGAAGAGGUUUUGUAUAGCUUUUUGGGCUUUGGUUUUUUCAUUUAUAAUUCAUAGGCUUACAGCAGUUUCCUUAAUUAACAGAAGCAGGAUCCUUACGUGAUCUUAAACCUUCACUUGAUUUUACAGUUAUUUGUACUUUACUUUUUUUGUGCUUUAUACCUUAUACUUUACAAUUCCAGCUGGCUUGUUUCUUAAUAUUGUUCGUGUUGCUCUGUGAGCUAUAAAAAUGAGAUGAGUGCUGUUUUCAGUUCAUGUGCUGAUUGAGCUUGAGUUGCUGUUAUACAGCAUUUGACAGAAAUUAGAUCUUGGAAGACCAGACUGUAAUUUUCAAUUCUUUGUUGUUUUUGGUGUGAAGAGCUGAAAUUGUUGCUUUUUAAGGACAUGUUAUUACCUUUUUCUACAAUUUAAAAAAUGCAUUUCUCAUUAAAACAUACUACUUGUGUAGGUCCUUCUUAAGCUAGACAGAUUCUAAAAAGCGUUAGUAUUGGAAAUAAUAUUUCCCUAUUUUGGCUAUUAGCCUGUAUCACAUUGAGUGUUAAUUCUGCAUGAUUUGGGUUUUUUUUUUUUUAAACUUGGACUAACUUCUCUAAUCCUCAUAGCUGUGAAUAUGAAAUGUCAAGAAGAUGCAUCUUUCUAUAUAUGUACCAUGAUAGGCUGUAGCAUGUUUGUGACUCUGGUUUCUUUCUGUUCAGAUGGCUUUAGACCAGUUUACUGUUAACAUUAUUUUAACUUGGCACGUAUAACAUUGCCAUAUAGAGUAGAAUAGAAAGUUGCAAAAUAUGAUACCGUACAGAGUUAAACACUAAACAUAUCCAAAGUCCAUUCAGAAUUUUGUGUGUUGUAGUUUGCUAUUUUUGUGAUGUGUGGCCUUUUAUUCUGUAAUAUCCUCCUGAAUAAAACAUUGAACAUCCAGCAAACACAAAACCUGCCUCAUUUGAGAAAUAUUUCAAAAAUCCAAUUAAUAGUAGCCUUUAGAAUGUUUUGUACUCUAAUAUUUGUCAGUGUAGUGUCAACUCUUGCCAGGGUAGCUCCUUGGUAAACCCAGUAGCUUUUCAAUGAUAUUUAUACUGAAUAAAGUGAUGCUUAAUAUACUUCCCAUUAUUGAUUAUUAUGGUAAGAUAUAUUUGGCAUUGUAGCUGGUACAGAAUGAAGAGUGCAGUGAUUAUAAAGCUAUUUGAGACAUCUAAAGCAAAUACCUACAAUGGAUUCUUUAUUGUUUUUCUUGAUGGGAAUAAUUAAUAUGUACAUGAUCUGUUACAUGUCUUAAAAAAUUGAUUAUGUCUUAAAUUCAGUUGUGUUUUAAAAUAUAUCCCAAACUUCCUGAUCUUUAAGAAAGGAAUUUCAAUGAACAUUUUAAAAUCCAUACUUUUUAAAGUAAAAUUACUUUUUUUUCUGAUCUAGAGCUUUUACCUGUUAGCAUAUACAUUAUAAACAAGGACUUUCCAGUUCUUUAGGAAAGUAAACAUCGGAGAAAAUUAGUAAUGUCUAUAAUACCCUCCGGAGAGCAGCUCAGUGCUGAGCAUUUACGGGCUCCCCAACUCCUGCUUUGUGGUAGGGUUUGUAACAGGUAAUGGGGUAAAGAGUUGAGAGAAGACAAUCAUUUAGAUUUUUUUUUUUUCAGAAUAAAAAACUUUUGACAGCGUUAAUUGUACCCCAAGAUUCAUAGUUAUCAAUUGCACAAAGCUCAAGUUCUUGUUUUAGUAGUUACACCAGUAGAUUUUUAGUUAUUUGUACAUCAUAUUCCCAAAACCAUUUCCCAUUUCAAUUUUCCCAUCACAUUGGAUCUCUAGGAAUAUCUAAAUUUACAGUUAAUUUAUAAUUUUUCUUAAUAUCCCUUGAAAGUACUUUCACUUGUUUUUAUUGCUUGAUUCUGAAGCUGAGGAAAUUAUUUCAGUAUAUAAGAUUUUAAUGAUUAUUGUAGGAAUUAUUUUUCUGGGUAAGUUGUCUACCACAGAAAUUGACACUACAAAGAGAUCGUUAGAGAAAGUAGAGCUACUGUUGGCAUUGUAGCUGGUACAGACUGGAUAGGUGCUGUAAAGACAAGACUUUGUCUUAGAACAGUGAGUUUUGACAAUAUGGAAGCCACUGCUUGUCUUAAAGCACUCUUUGACUUACAGUUAUGCUAUCAUAGAACUAGUUUUAUUAAAUUGCUUUAUUGGAUCCCUUAGAAUUUGUCAAGAAUUAAUCUGCUAGCUUUCUUUGCCCCAGUGUGAUCCAGCUGCUCACUGGCUUUGCUUAUAUGCAGUGGUAGGUGUUAAACCAAGAACCUUCACGUUCUGGAUAGGCACAUGCUGGGUUUCUGGUAUUUUGGAUAAUAGUAUUAACUGCUGCUCCUACUUUAUUUUCUAGAGACUAUUUAGAGCAGUUAGUAUAAUUGAUACUUUGUUCCACGUAAUAGCUUUCAUCACGGAACCUUUUACAGCAAAUUUAUGUAAAUUUCCCAGAAGGAACUUGGACUAAACUGAUUGGUAUAAAAGACUAAAUGAGCAUUUUUCAUUCUUUUGCUUCUAUUUACUGUAUUCCUUGUAGGGUUUAUGCAUUUACAGUUGACAAACUCUCUGUGUAGUUUGAUAAACUUUAAUUGUAAGAAUAUAUUUUUAAACUAAUUGUUGAUUUAAAAAAUAAAGUAUAUCCCAAGGAAACGCAGUGUUGAUUGCCAUUACUGCCUGCAGUGGGCUUCUCUUCUGUCUUGAAGGGAUUCACCUGCUGUGUGACAAAUAAUCACUUUUUUUUUAAAAAAGGCCGCCCAGGCCAAAGAGGAAGUGUUAGGAUUUUACUCAUUUGCCCUCCCUGACUCACCCUAGUGUUGGAGGAUGUAAGGGCAUUCAUUGAUUUGUGUUUCUGUCUGGUUUUGGUUUUCUUUUAUAGACAAUUCCAUGUUACUAAAAGCACAUGCUCUGUAUUUUCUGUCCCACCCUCUUUGUGUGUUUAUAGUAUUUUUGAAAGAUUGAUACGUAAAUUGGGUAUUUCUAUGGAAUCUUAAGGCGUGGCUGCUCUCUGUGGAAGGGGAAAGCAUAAUUAAGUUAAUGCACUUCUUUUCCUAGCUCCAAAGUCACUGUGAUGUAUAUUUUUUUAAUGGAAUUUAGAAAACUUGUUUUCUCAAUUGUAAAGUUAGUUUAAAAAUGCUGCUUCUCUUAUCAUUAGUCUAGUAAAUGUUGAACUGUUUUCUGCAAAUUGCAUUUUACAAAAUUUAAACUUCAAAACUGUAUUAACUUUUAUAGUUAAACAUUGUAUUAAAUAAAGUAUACUAUAAUAAA